GUAGAUGUCAUUCUUUCUUUUCAUACUGUGCUCGGGCAAAUCCGGGGUGUUGGACUUUUUAGUUAUUUUUGAAAAUGUUUGUUGGAUUUUGAGGGUUUCUCCCCCGCUUCUACAUUGGAAAUUGAGUGAUUCUGUAACUGAAGUACUAUCUUUUGAUUUCUUUUCUCCUUUGAUUUUCUUUUUUUGAUUUGGCACCAGUGUUCUCAGUAGACAUAGUGUCAGGCACAGUGAAAGUGACAACUUUUUUUUUCAAUGCUUGUUGGUUUCUGGGAUUUGAUAUUCAUUCAAGUGUAGUGCGUUUGGAAUAAUGAGUUCUGAUAGUAAUCCAUCCAAAUCCGAGGUUCUCAGCUGGGAUUCACAACGGUUAGCAGACUUUCUGAAGAAACGGAAUCUUACCGGCUGUGAUAAGGUCGUGACACGGUAUAACAUCAAUGGACAAAGGUUCCUGAGUUUGUCUGACAAUGACCUUCAAAAGUUCCCUAAGCUUCAUGUGCCGCUCAUCUCAAAGAUUUGUCAGGAAGUCAACAAACAGAAGAAGAUGGGAUUAUUUCAGUCAAUUCCAUCAAAAAGGCCAUCACCAGUUCCCAGCUUCCCACAACCACCAGUUGAGCAGCAUGAUGAUCAACCAUGGGACCCUGAUGAGUUUGAGAGUGAUGAUGACUACGAGAAUCCUGAUUCGAACGAUGAAGGUGAAGCUAGCGGUGGAGACUAUGAGUCCCCAGAGGAAGGGUCAGACAGCGAUAACAGCUACGAGCCUCCGCCGACCGAGCCUAAUGAAGACACGGCGCAGAUCUGCCCCGCGAAACCCAUGGAAAACAGCGAAUAUAUUGAUAAUAACCGCAGACGUGGAGUGAGCAGAAUUAAUCCGCCUGUCCCUCCAGAGCGCCCUGGCCCUGGCCCUGGACCCGCUCCCCCUACCAUGGAGCGGCCAAGUGUUGCACUACCUAUGAGAGAUGAGCGGCACGUAAAAAGACCCCCAGCGCCUGCCGUGGACCGCAGUAAAAAGCCAGGAGCUCUGGAAAGAGGCCCGCCUCCUGCUGUAGCAGCCGGAAGAGGCACAUGCUCACUUGACAGAGUUGUCCAACCACCAAGAAGACACCCUGUAGUGGAGCCGCCAGGAGCGGACCCAAUGAGAAUUCCCAAACCAAACUCAAUUCCUCCACCAGGGGUGCGCAGAAGUGCCUCUGCUGUGACACCAGGCUACUCUCCAAACAGACAACCUGACCAAAGAAAAGAGUUUCGUGAUGACACUGUCAGGCACAACUCCAAUACAUUUCCACUGCACACCAGGAACCCUUCACCAAGACCGCCAGGAACCCACGGACAGUCCUAUCCAACAGACAAUGUUCACCCAAGUCGAUCACUACCAGCAAAACUGCCGGAGGCAAUAAGCGAUCACCAAAGAAGCGCAAGAGCACCAGAUAUGGGCGGCAAGCAGGACAUGGAUCCAGCUUGGUAUGUGGGUCAGGUCUCCCGCAGUGAAGCAGACAACUGCCUGAGGAGAGUUAACAGGGAUGGGACGUUCCUUGUGCGAGACAGUUCGAACCGAUCUUCAAACCAGCCUUACACGCUUGUGGUCUUGUACCAGGAUAAAGUUUACAACAUUCAGAUCCGCAGAAAUCAAAACGGAUUCAUGCUAGGCACUGGUCUGAAAUCCUCAGAGCAAACUUUUGACCGGGUCAGCGACAUUAUCAGCCAGCACAAACACAUGCCACUGCUUCUCAUUGAUGCUAAGAACCGAGAAGCAAGCCAGCAGAACCAGUGUGCUCUGAUUUAUCCAGCUAGAUAUUAAACAUUUAUUCUACAUCAUGAGACUAACAUUUCCUUCUAAAAUCAGCACACCAUUCAUAACUGUCAAAAGGUCUGUAAAAAUAUGACUGGUAGUCUGUAAAACAUUAUAUAGGUCUACGUUUUGAAUGCAUAGCUGCACAUUCCAUAUACCGAAUAGCCUACGUGUUCAUAUUAAAAACCAAAUGAUAAAUCAGUAGGCUACUUUAUCAAUAUUAGGACCGUUUUCGUUAUUUCUCAAACUAAUGUCUUUGUCUUUUAUUUUCAGUUGUACUCGAUUUAAAGUGUCUAUUUGUUAUGUUAUAUUUGUAUGAUCAUGAAAUAGGAACUGUAUAUUGACAAGGCAAUAAAGAUUUUAUAAUUCUA
Carassius auratus (goldfish) is the source of this 2154-nucleotide messenger RNA. RefSeq names its product lymphocyte cytosolic protein 2-like. NCBI's taxonomy places the organism in Eukaryota, Metazoa, Chordata, Actinopteri, Cypriniformes, Cyprinidae. The record is from RefSeq and is a predicted model, not a curated record. Bases 308 to 1792 code for a protein of 494 amino acids. Gene Ontology annotation, molecular function: protein binding. Gene Ontology annotation, biological process: intracellular signal transduction; cell surface receptor protein tyrosine kinase signaling pathway. The transcript is spliced from 21 exons.